Messenger RNA from Clupea harengus (Atlantic herring), 3211 nucleotides. Its product is annotated as casein kinase II subunit alpha. Gene Ontology annotation, cellular component: protein kinase CK2 complex; cytosol; nucleus. The record is from RefSeq and is a predicted model, not a curated record. Gene Ontology annotation, biological process: regulation of cell cycle; peptidyl-threonine phosphorylation; peptidyl-serine phosphorylation. Lineage: Eukaryota; Metazoa; Chordata; Actinopteri; Clupeiformes; Clupeidae. Gene Ontology annotation, molecular function: ATP binding; protein serine/threonine kinase activity.
GGUGGUGCCUUACCAUGGUGACUAGGGUUAUCUUGUUAAAGAAUAUCCUUAUAACACAUUCUUUUUUUUUCUUUCUUUUUUUAAAACAUAUUUGUGACAGCAGCGAAUGGGAGUACGCAUUCUUCCAGAUCUUGAUGGCGGAAUUCAGAUGAUUGUGUUAAACCAAUCCUAAAACUAAUAACAAAUUAUCUAGGCGGGAACUCCUGUAAGGUGAAAUUUGAUUGGAUGUUGGGUUCAGGGGAGUGUUUGGUUUCGACACAUCGGCCAUAUUGUGUCUGAGACUGCAGAAUAAUCUUACUACACUGCUGAAAAGAAGGAGGAACUCAACGACUCUUUUAAAUAAGAGUGGUUUGCCUCGCCGGUUUCAUCAGAGUUACAAUAUAGAGGUGCCACACCUCCCUCACCCGUGGCCCCCUGCCCUCAUCCACAACCCCACCCCUCCUCCAGUCCAGUCCUACCCAGCUGCAGUAAAGCGCCACCCCUUACCUUGCCAAGCUGUCGGACAUGUCGGGCCCGGUUCCGAGUCGGGCACGGGUCUACACAGAGGUCAACACACAUCGCCCCCGCGAGUACUGGGACUAUGAGUCCCACGUGGUGGAGUGGGGAAACCAAGACGACUUUCAGCUGGUGCGGAAACUGGGGAGGGGGAAAUACAGCGAAGUGUUUGAAGCAAUCAACAUCACCAACAAUGAAAAGGUGGUCGUCAAAAUCCUCAAGCCAGUGAAGAAGAAGAAGAUCAAGCGAGAGAUUAAGAUCCUGGAGAACUUGCGUGGAGGGCCAAACAUCAUCUCCCUCAUAGACAUUGUGAAAGACCCUGUGUCUCGGACCCCAGCUUUGGUGUUUGAGCAUGUUAACAACACAGACUUUAAACAACUCUACCAGACCCUGACUGACUAUGACAUUCGCUUUUACAUGUUUGAAAUCCUCAAGGCUCUGGACUACUGUCACAGCAUGGGCAUCAUGCACCGUGAUGUGAAGCCACACAAUGUGAUGAUUGACCAUGAGCACAGGAAGUUACGUUUGAUUGAUUGGGGCCUGGCGGAGUUCUACCACCCUGGACAGGAGUACAAUGUCCGAGUCGCCUCACGCUAUUUCAAAGGGCCAGAGCUUCUGGUGGACUACCAGAUGUACGAUUACAGCCUGGACAUGUGGAGUUUGGGCUGCAUGCUGGCCAGUAUGAUCUUCAGGAAGGAACCCUUCUUCCAUGGACAUGACAACUAUGAUCAGUUGGUGAGAAUAGCCAAAGUGCUGGGUACUGAGGAUCUCUAUGACUACAUUGACAAGUACAAUAUUGAACUGGAGCCUCGUUUCAAUGACAUUUUGGGAAGGCAUUCCCGUAAGCGGUGGGAGCGUUUUGUGCACAGUGAGAACCAGCAUCUGGUGAGUCCUGAAGCGCUGGACUUCCUGGACAAGCUGUUGCGCUACGAUCACCAGGCACGGCUGACCGCACGCGAGGCCAUGGAGCACCCUUACUUCUACCCCAUUGUGAAGGACCAGUCUCGUAUGACUGGAUCCACUAAUGCCCCUGCUGCCAACACAGCUGUGAGCAACACCAAUAUGAUCACCGGCAUUGCUGCACUGCCUGCCUCUACUGCCCUGGGUCCCCUGGCCGGCUCUCCUGUCCUGGCCGCUGCCAACAGCCUGAGCACCCCAGUGCCAGCGGCGGCCGGUGUCCCCCAGUGAGCGCCGCCCUGUCCUUCCCGCCCACCCGCCCACCCGCCCGCCCCUUACAAACCCCUCUGAGCUGCGGCCCGGAGGGAGAUGCCAACCUCUGCAGUGGUGACACUUUUCUUUUCCUGGGUCAUUUUGGGAGGAGGGUCUGGGGUGGUUUUUCGAAUCAGAAGACCUGAGUUCUGUGUGUGUGUGUGUGAGAGAGAGUGUGUGUGUGUGUGUGAGGUUCACAAGUUUUUAGUUGCUUGACAAACAUCAAUAAUGUGUCUGGCGGCUGCAUGCGUGCGUGUGUGUGUACGUUUGUGCUCCUGUUCUACAAGAUGUUACACACCCACAGGUGAGCUGUUCAGAUUUUUUUUUUCCUUCCUUUUUUCCUGAUGAAGAGAAAAAUAAAUGAAAAAGAAAAAAAAAUCAACACAGUCUCACAGGUGUCAAAAUCACAGUUUAGUUUAGCGUAGACGACGUGAAGCGAGAAGUCGUUCGGACCAAAAGUAGCAUGUUUGCAAAGUCACAUGGAGGAAGGGACUGGUUGAUGCUGACUACCUGGAGCUUUUGGCCACGACAUGCAGCUCUUAGCUCAGUAUUAGCGCAACAGCUCCCUAGUGGAGUGGACGCCACAGUGUUUUGAUAAUGGUGCUGUUGUGCUGAAUCGGAGGGCGGGACAGCCCUGAUCACAUAUACUUGACCUUAAAACACUUCUGCCUGUGCCGUAUGUAAAGCCUGUAUACCAAACAUCAUACUCAUUUUCUGCUGACUUGAGACCUGUAUUCCUAAUUUCAAGAGUCAUGGUUUGGGACUUGAGUACUGGAACGGUCUCACUGUUUGCCAGGGGUUGCAACGGCUGUGCUGUCUUGUCGGGUCAAUCAGUUGGGUUGCCUGGCGUAGCCACAUCUGCUAAAUGUUCAGUUUGAAAGAGACGUUUUCAACCUGCUGCUUUUCCACUCUUGAAUUCAUUCAAAUAAUUUAUGAAAACCAAAGUUUACUCAAAUGGGUGGGAAAAAGUAUAAAAUAUCCUUUUUUUUUUUUUUUUUUUUUUUUGCUGAAGGUGAAUAUUUUUAAAUCUUCACGGGUUGAAUGUUUGUUUGUUUGUUUGUUUGUUUUUUAAAGAGAGGGAGAGUAGGAGAACAAAGGUAAUACUUUUGUUAUGGUGGAUAUAGCUUGAAAUGCUGUAUCGCUUUCAUCUGCUGUCAAGACCUGGAAAAGUGUUUUUCAUUUUGUAAUAUUUAGUCCGGGCUUUGUUCUGUGUCCGUGGGCUCACACUUGAAUACUUAAGGACGUACUGAACUUGAAGGGAUGAAAUAUUUUUCCUUGCAUUUAUAGUGCCCAAGAGGUUACUGUAACUGAAGACUCAAUGUACAUAUAAAUAUGCAUACCUUUUUCAUUUAAAACCUUACAAUCCUACAGAAUACAUGCAUACAUCUACUCAAAUAAUGAAGUUGUAUGAGUCCUUAACAUCACUGUAUAUAUUUUUAUGUUCCAAUGUAGAGGAGUAGUCUUUGAGAAUAAUUGUGUAAAUAAACAAGUGUUUUGUUUAUUAAAA